AUGUCGGUACUAGUCCCACUAGCAUACCAAGGAAACACCUCAGCGGCGGCGCCGGACUGGCUAAACAAAGGCGACAACGCAUGGCAAAUGAUCUCCGGCACCCUGGUCGGUCUCCAAAGCGUCCCCGGUCUAGUAAUCCUUUACGGCAGCAUCGUUAAAAAGAAAUGGGCCGUCAAUUCCGCCUUCAUGGCUCUCUACGCUUUCGCCGCCGUCAUCAUUUGCUGGGUCACCUGGGCAUACAACAUGUCUUUCGGCGACAAGCUCCUACCUUUCUGGGGAAAAGCGGGUCCAGCACUCGGUCAGAAAUUUCUAAUCAAACAGACCCAGUUGCCCGAGUCGACUCAGUAUUAUCGUAACGGUACAGUGGAGACGGCGAUGAUAACGCCGUUUUAUCCGAUGGCUACGAUGGUGUGGUUUCAAUGCGCGUUUGCGGCGAUAACGCUAAUAUUGUUGGCGGGUUCUUUGUUGGGGAGAAUGAAUAUAAAGGCGUGGAUGAUGUUUGUGCCGCUUUGGUUAACGUUUUCUUAUACUGUCGGCGCGUUUAGUUUAUGGGGCGGCGGUUUUUUGUUUCAUUGGGGUGUUAUUGAUUACUCCGGCGGAUAUGUUAUUCAUCUUUCCUCCGGCAUCGGCGGGUUCGUCGCCGCUUAUUGGGUGGGACCAAGAUCGCCGGUUGACAGGGAGAGAUUCCCUCCGAACAACGUAUUACUAAUGUUGGCCGGAGCCGGUCUUUUAUGGAUGGGAUGGGCCGGUUUCAACGGCGGCGAUCCUUACAGCGCCAACAUUGAUUCAUCCAUGGCCGUUCUCAACACAAACAUAUGCGCCGCCACCAGCCUCCUCGUUUGGACCUGGCUUGACGUCAUCUUCUUCAACAAACCCUCCGUCAUCGGCGCCGUCCAAGGAAUGAUCACCGGCCUAGUCUGCAUUACUCCCGGCGCCGGUUUAGUUCAAGGAUGGGCAGCAAUAAUAAUGGGUAUCCUCUCUGGAAGUGUGCCAUGGUUCACAAUGAUGGUGGUCCACAAACGGUACCCCUUCCUCCAAAAAGUCGACGACACUCUCGGCGUCUUCCACACCCACGCCGUCGCCGGAUACCUAGGCGGUAUUCUCACCGGUCUCUUCGCCGAACCCAGACUAUCGGCGCUGUUUCUUCCCGUGGUUAACUCCAGAGGCGGCGUUUAUGGCGGCUCAGGGGGAAGUCAAAUUAUGAAACAGAUUGUGGGUGGAUUGUUCAUAAUUGUGUGGAAUAUUGUGUCUACUUCGAUUAUAUGUGUUUUGAUAAAACUGGUGAUGCCGUUGAGGAUGUCCGACGAGCAAUUGAAGAUCGGAGAUGAUGCGGUUCAUGGAGAGGAGGCGUAUGCGCUUUGGGGAGAUGGGGAGAAGUAUGAUUCUUCAAAGCAUGGAAUUUUACGACGUGAUUAUUCCGAUGAUAAUAUUCAUCUUAGGGCAUCUGGUGCUACUCAAGUUGUCUAGAGAUCAAUUGUU
This is a messenger RNA of Impatiens glandulifera, 1479 nucleotides long. Its product is annotated as ammonium transporter 3 member 1-like. The transcript has 2 exons. The coding region runs from base 1 to 1467 and encodes 488 amino acids. Gene Ontology annotation, biological process: ammonium transmembrane transport. Lineage: Eukaryota; Viridiplantae; Streptophyta; Magnoliopsida; Ericales; Balsaminaceae. The record is from RefSeq and is a predicted model, not a curated record. Gene Ontology annotation, molecular function: ammonium channel activity. Gene Ontology annotation, cellular component: plasma membrane.